Molecule: messenger RNA, 6028 nt
Organism: Lolium perenne
Lineage: Eukaryota; Viridiplantae; Streptophyta; Magnoliopsida; Poales; Poaceae
Source: RefSeq, a predicted model, not a curated record
UCGGCAUCUUGUUAAUAGGUUAGUGCCAGAAAAUGCAUUAAAAUGAUAUAAAGUGUAUAUAAAACAUGUGAGUAUUGUCAUAAAACUAGCAUGGAACAUAAGAAAUUAUAGAUACGUUUGAGACGUAUCAAGCAUCCCCAAGCUUAGUUCCUACUCGCCCUCGAGUAGGUAAACGAUAAAAAGGAUAAUUUCUGAAGUGACAUGCUGCCAUCAUAAUCUUGAUCAAUACUAUUGUAAAGCAUAUGAGAUAAAUGAAGUGAUUCAAAGCAAUGGUCUAUAGUUUGUUAACAAAUAGAUAAUGACUAAACAACUGAAUCAUAUAGCAAAUACUUUUCAUGAAUAGUACUUUCAAGACAAGCAUCAACAAGUCUUGCAUAAGAGUUAACUCAUAAAGCAAUAGAUUCUUAAUAGAAGGUUUUGAGGCAACACAAAGGAAGAUUUAAGUUUCAACAGUUGCUUUCAACUUUCAACAUGUAUAUCUCAUGGAUAAUUGUCAACACAAAGUAAUAUGAUGAGUGCAAAUAAGCAAGUAUGUAAGAAUCAAUGCACACAGUUAACACAAGUGUUUGCUUCUAAGAUAGAAAGAAGUAGGUAAACUGACUCAACAUAAAGUAAAAGAAAAGCCCUUCGCAGAGGGAAUCAGGGAUUACUCAUGUGCUAGAGCUUUUUAUUUUGAAAACAUGGAAACAAUUUUGUCAACGGUAGUAAUAAUUCAUAUGUGUUAUGCAUAAAACCUCCUAUAAGUUGCAAGCCUCAUGCAUCGAAUACUAAUAGUGCCCGCUCCUUGUCCUAAUUAGCUCGGAUUUCCAUGGAUUAUCAUUGCAUUACAUAUGUUUCAACCAAGUGUCACAAAGGGGUACCUCUAUGCCACCUGUACAAAGGUCCAAGGAGAUAGAUCGCAUUUGAUCUCUCAAUUUUGAUAGAUCUCAACUUGAGGACAUCCAUACCGGGACAACAUAGAAAACAGAUAAUGGACUCCUCUUUUAUGCUUUAAGCAUUCAACAACAGAUAAUAUUCUCAUAAGAGAUUUGAGGAUUAAUGUCCAAGCUGAAACUUCCACCAUGAUACAUGGCUUUGGUUGGCGGCCCAAAGUUCUUCUCUAACAAUAUGCAUACUCAAACCAUUUAACUCAUGGCAAAUCUCCCUUACUUCGGACAAGACGAACAUGCAUAGCAACUCACAUGAUAUUCAACAAAGGUGUGAUAGGUUGAUGGCGUCCCCAGAAACAUGGUUACCGCUCAACAAGCAACUUAUAAGAACUAAGAUACAUAAGCGACAUAUUCUUUACUACAAUAGUUUUUUAGGCUACUUUCCCAUGAGCUAUGUAUUGCAAAGGCAAGGAAUGAAUUUUUUAAAGGUAGCACGCAAGCAAUUUACUUUGGAAUGGCAGAAAAAUACCACAUAGUAGGUAGUUAUGGUGGACACAAAUGGCAUAGGUUUUGGCUCAAGGUUUUGGAUGCACGAGAAGCAUUCCCUCUCAGUACAAGGCUUUGGCUAGCAAGGUUGUUUGAAGCAAACACAAGUAUGAACCGGUACAGCAAAACUUACAUAAGAACAUAUUGCAAGCAUUAUAAGACUCUAUACUGUCUUCCUUGUUGCUCAAACACUUUUACCAGAAAAUAUCUAGACCUUAGAGAGACCAAUCAUGCAAACCAAAUUUCAACAAGCUCUACGGUAGUUCUCCACUAAUAGGUUUAAACCACAUGAUGCAAAAGCUUAAACAUGAUCUACUUGAGAGCUCAAGACAAUUGCCAAGUAUCAAAUUAUUCAAGACAACAUACAAAUUACCACAUGAAGCAUUUUCUGUUUCCAACCAAAUAGCAAUAAAUGAAGCAGCUUUCAACUUUCGCCAUGAACAUUAAAAGUAAAACUAAGAACACCAGUGUUCAAUAUGAAAAAGCGGAGCGUGUCUUUCUUCCACACAAGGAAUGCUAGGAUCCGAAUUUAUUCAAACACAAACAAAAAUAAAAGCACACAGAUGCUCCAAGUAAAGCACAUAAGAUGUGACCGAAUAAAAAUAUAGUUUCACUAGAGGUGACCUGAUAAGUGGUUGAUGAAGAGGGGAUGCCUUGGGCAUCCCCAAGCUUAGAUGCUUGAGUCUUCUUGAAAUAUGCAGGGAUGAACCACGGGGGCAUCCCCAAGCUUAGACUUUUCACUCUUCUUGAUCAUAUUAUAUCAUCCUCCUCUCUUGAUCCUUAAAAACUUCCUUCACACCAAACUCAAAACAAUCUCAUUAGAGGGUUAGUGCAUAAUCAAAAAUUCACAUGUUCAGCGAGGACACAAUCAUUCCCAACACUUCUGGACAUUACCCAAGGCUACUGAAAUUUAAUGGAGCAAAGAAAUCCACUCAAACACAGUAAAUGAGGCAAUGUGAAAUAAAAGGCAGAAUCUGUCAAAACAGAACAGUCCGUAAAGAUGAAUUUUUUCAAGGCACUUAACAUGCUCAGAUGAAGAAGCUCAAAUUGAAUGAAAGUUGCGUACAUAUCUGAGGAUUACUCAUGAAUUUUUACAGAAUUUUUAGAUUCCCUACAGAGAGAACAGCUCAAAUUCGUGACAGCUAAAAAUCUGUUUCUGCGCAGAAAUCCAAAUCUAGUAUCAACUCUCUAUCAAAGACUUUACUUGGCGCAACAAUGCAAUAAAGUAAAGUGUUGGAGAUAUGCUCAAGAGGCAAUAAUAAAGUGGUUAUUAUAUUUAUGAUAAAUGUUUGCAUAUCAUGCUAUAAUUGUAUUAACCGAAACAUUGAUACAUGUGUGUUAUGUAAACAACAAGGAGUCCCUAGUAAGCCUCUUGUAUAACUAGCUUGUUGAUUAAUAGAUGAUCAUAGUUUCAUGAUCAUGAACAUUGGAUGUUAUUAAUAACAAGGUUAUGUCAUUAGAUGAAUGAUAUAAUGGACACACCCAAUUAAGCGUAGCAUAAGAUCACGUCAUUAAGUUCAAAUUGCUAUAAGCUUUCAAUACAUAGUUACCUAGUCCUUCGACCAUGAGAUCAUGUAAAUCACUUAUACCGGAAGGAUACUUUGAUUACAUCAAACACCACUGCGUAAAUGGGUGGUUAUGAAGGUGUGAUUAAGUAUUCGGAAAGUAUGAGUUGAGGCAUAUGGAUCAAGAGUGGGAUAUUGUCCAUCCCGAUGACGGAUAGAUAUACUCUGGGCCCUCUCGAUGGAAUGUCGUCUGAUUAGCUUGCAAGCAUGUGACUUGGUCACAAGAGAUGACAUGCCACGGUACGAGUAAAGGGUACUUGUCGGAGACGAGGUUGAACAAGGUAUGGAGAUACCGAUGAUCAAACCUCGGACAAGUAAAAUAUCACGAGACAAAGGGAAUCGGUAUCGUAUGUAAAUGGUUCAAUCGAUCACUAAGUUAUCGUUGAAUAUGUGGGACCCAUUAUGGAUCUCCAGAUCCCGCUAUUGGUUAUUGGUCGGAGAAGAGUCUCGACUAUGUCUGCAUAGUUCACGAACCGUAGGGUGACACACUUAAGGUUUGAUGUCGUUUAAGUAGAUAUGGAAUAUGGAAUGGAGUUCGAAGUUUUGUUCGGAGUCUCGGAUGGGAUCCAGGACAUCACGAGGAGUUCCGGAAUGGUCCGGAGAAUAAGAUUCAUAUAUAGGAAGUCAUAUUCCAAGUUUGGAAAUGAUCCGGUGCAUUUAUGGAAGGUUCUAGAAGGUUCUAGAAAAGUCCGGAAGAAAUCACCAUGGAAAGUGGAGUCCCGGAGGGACUCCACCUUGCAUGGCCGGCCAAACCCUAGGGGGGAGGAGUCCCAGGUGGGCUCCACCUAGGUGGCCGGCCACCCCACCUCAAGGAAAGGUGGGAGUCCCACCUUGAGUAGGACUCCCCCCUUGAGUAGGUUUCCCACCUAUGGGAGGUUUUGUUGUUGGGGUCUUAUUCGAAGACUUGGACUACAACUCUUGGGGAUUUCCACCUAUAUAAAGAGGGGAGGGGAGGGGCUGGCCGGCCAGACCAACCCCACCUUGGCCGCACCCCCCAAGAGCCCCCUCUCCCAGAAACCCUAGCGGUUCCCUCCUCCCUCUCUCUCCCACAUAGCUUAGGCGAAGCUCUGUCGGAGAUCUCCACCACCACUGCCACCACGCCGUCGUGCUGCCGGGAUUCCGAGGAGGAUCUACUACUUCCGCUGCCCGCUGGAACGGGAAGGAGGACGUCGUCAUCAACACCGAACGUGUGACCGAGUACGGAGGUGCUGCCCGUUCGUGGCACCGAAGAUCUUCUACGCGCUUUUGCAAGCGGCAAGUGAUCGUCUACAUCCACCACGAGAUCUGAUCUCGUUAACGCUUUGUGAUCUUCAAGGAAACAAUGGAUCCAUUCCAUCGAGACUUCGAACAGGAAGACAUGUUCAAGGACAUAAUCCGCGCACCCGACCUAGAAGACGACCGAGAAGCCGACGGAUCCAUUGAUGGAGAAGCCGAGGGCUCCGGUGAUGGAGAAGCCGAUGGCUCUGCUGAUGGAGAAGCCGAGGGAUCCGGUGAUGGAGAAGCCGAGGGCUCCGGUGAUGGAGUAGCCAAGGGCUCCGGUGAUGGCGAGGCCUCCCAAGAUAAGUUGGACAAACGAGGUCCGGCAAAGAAAUUGGGCAAAAAUGAUCACUACACAAUUACACUUAUAUCACCUAAAGGCGAACCGAUGGAACCCGCAAAGGCCGCAAAGACAUUUAGAAAUCAGUGCAGAGUUAUGGUUAGGGAUCGCAUCCCGAUCACUGUUAGAGAAUGGAACAAGAGCAAAAAGGUGCCCGAAAGUGAGUUUGUUGCCGAUAGGUUCAAAGGCAAGCUUUUUGACGACCUCAUGGCACAUUUCACCCUGCCAGAAUUGGAAUCGCAGAUUGAGAUGGACAAGCAGAGGGAGAAAGUGAAGAAGUGGGCUCUUCAGAAGAUGGGGGAACUAUUCUGGCAGUGGAAGAAGCGAUUAUGGGUAGCUUAUAAGCAGGACAAGAAGCCUCCAAAAUUCGAAGGCUAUCUAGCAAAGCAGGAUCAUAACUGGGAAGCAUUUCUGAAGUACAAGACCUCAGACGAUGCUGAGGAAUUGUCAAAGAAAAACAAGAAGAAUGCAGAUGAAAAGGAAUAUCACCAUAAAACGGGGCGAGGGGGCUACAAAAAAGCCAUGCCUAAGUGGGCUGAACAAGAGGCUGAGAUGCAGCGGAAUGGGAUCAUUCCAGAACCCAUCCGAGAAAACUGGGACUUGAGGGCUCGAAAUUGGUUCCUUGUGCAUGGCUGUGAGUAUGACAUGCGGACAGGGAACCUUGUUCAAAGUGACAGCAAGGUUAAGGUACCCAGGGAAAAAUGGCUUGAAGUGACGGUAGAUAUUAAAUCGGGAAAAUUGAAGUUUGUUCCCGAUAGAGAGAAUGACUUGCUGACGUUUGUCCUCGGGAAUCCUGAAAAGGGAGGACGAACAAGAGGCCUCGGCCCUAGUUAUCCGUGGUCGAUUGGGUUUCCGAGCGACAUGGAGACUUAUAGAAGCCGAGCGAGAGAAAAACAACGCCAGCAGGAGGUGCAGAAUGACCGGUUAACCGAGUUCCAACGCCGACUUGACCAGCAGCAGCGGGAGAUUGACGAACUUAAAGGACGGCGCAAGCCAGAUAAUACCGCCGGCAUAUCUCAGAGGCGAAGCAGCGUGGCUGACUCGGAGGCCCCGCCUGAAUAUACACGGAUGAUAGAUGGCGGUCCUGGCUACCACGUGGAUGGAAUCAAGGAGCAGACACCUUGUGAUCUCCAUGAGGUGUGCAGGAACCUAUCUCUGAAGGUGGCGGUCGGCUUUGUUUUAUAUACCUACAUUAGGACCUGAAUGACAUAGGCAUCCCCAAUGGGCCUGCCGAAGAUGGUACCCGGGGUUUACUGAAGGUCCACGACUCGAUGAGUAUGGAGAUUCGGAAGCCCAAGUUAGUAUUAAGGAAAGCUAGAAAAACACUUGUAAUCUUUCGGGAUGAGUUAGAAACCUUCCCGGACUCUGUAAUGUGUGUACUACGAAUCCCUCGGCUCCACCUCCUAUAUAAGGGGGAGUCGAGGGACAAAGAAAGGAUCGAUUCAUUGUCU